Aspergillus welwitschiae is the source of this 1788-nucleotide messenger RNA. RefSeq names its product STE20 family serine/threonine-protein kinase. The coding region runs from base 1 to 1788 and encodes 595 amino acids. The record is from RefSeq and is a predicted model, not a curated record. Gene Ontology annotation, molecular function: ATP binding; protein kinase activity. NCBI's taxonomy places the organism in Eukaryota, Fungi, Ascomycota, Eurotiomycetes, Eurotiales, Aspergillaceae. The transcript has 6 exons. Gene Ontology annotation, biological process: protein phosphorylation.
AUGGAGGACGACAUGUCAGGUCAUUAUCAGAUGCUGGAGGAGCUGGGAAGUGGAAGUUUUGGGACGGUGUACAAAGCCAUUGAAAAGGCUACCGGAGAGAUUGUGGCGAUUAAACAUAUCGAUCUCGAAUCCAGUGAAGAUGAUAUCCAAGAAAUCCAGCAGGAAAUCUCCGUCCUCGCCACCUGUGCUAGCCAGUUUGUGACGCAAUACAAGGCGAGUUUUCUGAGAGGUCAUAAGCUGUGGAUUGUGAUGGAGUAUCUCGGUGGUGGAUCCUGUCUGGACCUGCUGAAACCCGGCGUUUUUAACGAAGCCCACGUCGCCAUUAUUUGCCAGCAGCUGCUGCUGGGUCUGGAUUACCUGCACAGCGAAGGCAAGAUCCACCGCGACAUCAAGGCCGCCAAUGUGCUUCUGUCGCAUACCGGAAAGGUCAAGCUGGCGGAUUUCGGCGUGGCCGCACAAUUAAUCAACAUCAAAUCCCAACGCAACACCUUUGUCGGAACGCCGUUCUGGAUGGCGCCCGAAGUGAUCCAGCAGGCUGGAUACGACUACAAAGCGGAUAUCUGGUCCCUGGGUAUUACGGCGAUCGAGAUGAUCAACGGCGAGCCGCCACACGCCAGUACUCACCCCAUGAAAGUGCUUUUCCUGAUUCCCAAGGAACCUGCCCCCCGCUUGCAAGGCGAUGACUAUAGCAACACCUUCAAAGACUUUAUCGCACAAUGUUUGACCAAGGACCCCGACCGAAGACCGAGCGCCAAGGAUCUCCUGAGACACAAAUUCAUCCGCAAUGCGGGGAAGACGGAGGCUUUACAGGAACUGAUUCACCGGAGGCAGGACUGGGAUGCUGGUCGGGGUGUGACACACAAGGUGAAGUACUAUGCAGAGUCUCUCAAUACGAUUCGGAACCUGGAUGAUGAUGACGGAUGGGUCUUUGAUACCGUGAAAGCCCCAACAAUGGCUAUCCGCGAAGAGCCUGACGAGUUUGAGAACGAGCCUGAACCCCAGGAUUGGGUGUUUGACGAAGCCUCCGAGCUGAUGGACGACUUGCACAUCUCUAGCCCACCUCUUCCACCAAAGCAUGCAACGAAUACCGCCGUGAGACGGACACCGGCCCCCGAACGCAGUCCAUCCUUGCGGCGUGCCAAGCGGCGAUCCAGCGGCGUGAAGCAACCUCUGGGCGUGGACAUGAGCUUUGGGAACAGUCCAUCGACCGUCCGUCAAUUCCGUCGGGUGUCGGAUAAGGUCCCAGCCGAAGCUUCGUACCCUCCGCAGUAUUCCUACACGGACGAAAAUGCCAGUCCCAAGACGCUCUUCUCCGAGCCCAACAGCAAGGAAGCACAGCUGGGCCGUCGCGCAUACAGCAAGGCGGUGGGACUUGCCUGUCAGGAGGUGUUGGGCACGACGGGAGAUGAUGAGAAGCGCGAGGCCAUUUCACGGCUGGCCGAGGCGUGGAGUGAUCUGGAAAUGAUCGACCCCGAGGGUCUGUAUCAUAUCGUGAGGGCGAUGACGGAGCGACUGCAAGGCGACCCCAAGUUGGCCAGCCUCGUCCCACCUGCUCCACCGGCCGAGUCCCCACAGAGGCCGCGACUGGUUCUGGCACAAAACAACCCACAUCUGAAAAGCCACCGGCGCCGCCAGAGUGCGGCAGUGGCCGAGUCCAACCUGCAGCCGGCGCAGCUGGCGAAUCUCCCGGGCCAGCAAGUACCGGGCAUGGAGCACACGAAGCAGUUGUCCGAUGUGCUGUAUCAACGAUGGUCGGAAGGCCUCCGCAACCGCUGGCCGGGGAUCUAA